AUGAAACUCCCCACCGAACUUAGAACCGGAGUCCGCUUUAUGGGUGUAAAAUGCACUCUCGAGAGUUAUAUUCCCAUUUACAGCUGUUCUCAACAAAAAUCACCGUGAGAUUCUGCGUCGGAGCGGGAUGAAAUGGACGCCUCUGCACGAACGUCUUUUGCAGUUCCACAUGGGCAACCUGGAGUUCGCGUGUGGCUCGUCGCUGGCUGACGUUUGUAGCAAUUGAACUUUGAUGAUUAUUGUUGAUUUUGUAGGUUUCGUGGCGAUGUUGGGACCAAAACGAAGACAUGCCUUCCUUUGCCGGGAGACAUGCACUUCUUGUCGAUGGAACGGCUCCUAUCAUCACCAAGCUCACGGAACAGUUAGAUAUCAAUUUCGACAUCAAGGUUUGCAUUCGAAAAAAUCCAGCUAUAAAUUAUUUCUAAACUUAAAAAUUUAGUUUUUUUCUUCUUUUUUCGCUUCGAAAAAUUCUGUUUAUUUGAAUUUGAGUGUGAAAAUAAGCUAUCACCAGGUGAAAAAUAUCGAGUAUGAACGUAAAGAUGAAAACGAUGGCUAUCCGAUCCGCAUCGCAACCGAAGAUGCUCUCGGCAACCGGAAAUCUUUCGAAUGUGAUAUGGUUGGUAUAAUUUCGAUUUUGGAAAGAAAAUUAAAAAAACGAUCCUUUUAGGUGCUUUGCACGAUGCCGUUGAAAGUGCUGCAAACGUCGCCGGAUCUUUUCAGUCCACCUUUAUCUGGGGAGAAAGUUGCAGCCUUGAAAGGCAUUGGAGCUGGAUUGAUCGAGAAAGUUGGUUUUUUACUCACUUUUUAAUUUAUUUAUUCUACUAGGUUAUUGUACGGUUCUCAGAACCUUUCUGGGAAGAGUAUUUCGAGCCUGGAAACUUUUUCUUCGGCCAUGUGCCAAAGGUUCCCGAGCAGAGAACGGUCUUUAACCUGUUCCACGACUUCUCCAAAAGGGUUUUUAGUGUUUGCAAUAAAAUCAUAUCAGUCGAUCUCUUUACAGGAUGGACCCGUAGAAAACCGUUCUUACGUCUUGAUGUCUUAUCUUGGGGGCCGAUCUGUGGACCUCGUGAACGAAAAGUCUGACGAACAGAUUGUCGAACUUUUUGUAGACGUUUUAAAAAGCCUUUUUCCGAAAAAGGUGCGUUUCUGGAUAGAGGACAAUUGUAUUCAAGUUCUAUUUCCAGUCCGACAAGAUCAAGGCGAUCGACUCUUUUGUGACACACUGGGGUAAAAAUGCGUUUACCGGAAUGUCCUACAGUUACGUGAAGAUCAAUGGAACCGGUGACGACUACGACACAAUUGCCAAAAGCGUUGAUGACAAAGUAUUCUUUGCCGGCGAGGUGAAUAGAUCGGAUUAUUCAGAAAUCAAUCUGUUCAUUCCAGCAUACCUGUCGUUUUUAUCCUCAAACGAUGACCGGAUCAGCUAUGAGUGGCUACCGCGAGGCUGGGAAAAUACUACAGAUCCUCCACAAGGAAAAGCAAUAA
This is a messenger RNA of Caenorhabditis auriculariae, 1485 nucleotides long. The record is from the annotation of a GenBank genome assembly. Lineage: Eukaryota; Metazoa; Nematoda; Chromadorea; Rhabditida; Rhabditidae.